Messenger RNA from Salpingoeca rosetta, 922 nucleotides. RefSeq lists its product as uncharacterized. The record is from RefSeq and is a predicted model, not a curated record. The transcript has 9 exons. Lineage: Eukaryota; Choanoflagellata; Craspedida; Salpingoecidae. Bases 1 to 495 code for a protein of 164 amino acids.
AUGAGCAGGAAGCUGAAUACGCCUGCUGUGCUCACAUGCCAUGCCUCUCCGCUGUCACCGUCAUCGCCAUCGACUGCACAGCCGCCAUCACACCCAGCUGACACCAGCCUCAAUCUGGCCGUUGAGGAGGCGCAUGAAGCGGUGGAACCAACGACGAUGACGAUGACGAGUGAUGGAGCAGCGGAUGCGGCCAUGGAUGUGGAGGGUGUAUUGCGCGUCGAUGUGCCGUUGCCUCGCGUGACGACGACAAUGAUGGUGGGCGAUACACGCACACACAAAUGUGAGAGAGAAGAAGGCACAAGGCGCAUGUGUGCGGGUUUCCCCAACCGAAUUUCCUUCCUCAUUUCCCAACCUAUCGCCUUUGCUCUGUGUCAUCAUCAUCAUCGGCCUUUCCCAUGUGAUGUGGCGCGGUUGACGCGUGAUCGAGACAGCCGCCAACACAGGCAUACACGCAGGCAGGCAUGCAAGCUUGUGCUGCUGCUGGUGCUGCUGUGAUGACGGCCGUGCGUGUGCACGUGCGCUGUGCACCGUGUUUGGGGCUGCACUGAUGAAGACAAGGAAAGACACGGCCCGUGCCCACCACUCUUCCCCUGUCAUCUCCUCUUUCUGCUCCAUCAGCGAUGACGAUGGUGGCCGUGACAUGUGAUUGCGGUUCCCUUGUUUGGCUUCGCUGUGGCACAUCGGCUAGCUGUCUGGCUGCAUCAAGCACAGCAGGCAACACACGGCAGUGGAUGCUGGAUUGGAUUGGCUGGGGUUGACUGGCCAUCGUGUCGUGUCGCCUAUGUCUCCCUCCCCUUGCUCAUCUCAACUGGGAACACACACGGCGAUGUGUGCGUGUGUGCAUGUGUGUGCAUCGCCAUCAACCACGCCGACAGCAACACGAUGUACGAGGUGAGGGCACGCGAUAUUGUGUGUGUUUGGU